This is a messenger RNA of Lachancea dasiensis, 2361 nucleotides long. Lineage: Eukaryota; Fungi; Ascomycota; Saccharomycetes; Saccharomycetales; Saccharomycetaceae. The record is from the annotation of a GenBank genome assembly.
AUGGUUCUGUCUGAGGGCGUAUUUAUUGGGUGCAACAGACAAACACAAGUCAGUGAUUACAGCUCCAAAUGGAAAGUCGCUGCUUUCGGUGCUGGUAAAACUAUUGCGCUGUGGAAACCGUUAGAAUCGGCCGCGCGUGGUGUCUAUGUUACUCUCAAGGGCCACAAAGCCGAAGUCACUUGCGUCAGAUUUGUGAAAGAUUCAGAUUUGAUGAUAACGGCCUCAGAAGAUUUUCAGAUAAAGAUAUGGGAACAUUCAAACGAUACGUUCGAAAAUAUUCAGACACUAAACCAUCACAAGCACACAAUCACUGCGAUUGCAGUGCUGCACGAUAUUUUUGCGGUAGGGUGCGCGGAUGGAUCAGUUUCCAUUUGGAGCUUGGCCAGUGGAAAGGCACAGUUGGCGCAUUCCUUUGAGCCCAAAACAAAUACUUUCCCGCUAUGUUUGGCCCUAAAAAGCAUGCAAGAUAACAGCAUGCUAUUGGCUGUUGGUGGAACGAACCCCAACGUAUUCAUUUAUUCUUUUGAGUGGAGGGCUCAAGAGAUGUCAAAUUUUCAACAAGCGGCUGUGCUUGAAGGUCAUGAAGAUUGGAUCAAGGCAAUGGAUUUCUAUGAGGAGUCGAAGGGAAACAUCCUCCUUGCAACUGGGUCACAAGAUCGCUACAUAAGACUCUGGAGAAUACGAACUAACGAACUUAUUGAUAAUUCAGAUGAGGAUGAUUCCAAAUUGAAACUUCUAUCGAACAAACAAUCGAAAUUCAUGGCAAAUGCAAAUUUAAAAGUUGCAAUUAAUUUUGAAGCUCUGAUUGUUGGCCACGACGAUUGGAUCUCCUGUUUGCAAUGGCACAAAGAUCGUUUACAGUUAAUGGCUUCUACAGCCGAUACAGCCGUAAUGAUUUGGGAACCUGAUGAGGAUUCUGGAGUGUGGAUUUGUGCUUCUCGUCUGGGAGAACUAUCAUCAAAGGGCGCGUCUACGGCCACUGGAUCAGCUGGAGGAUUUUGGUCUUGUAAUUGGCUAUUUCAUGAGGGAAGGGACUAUAUCUUAACCAACGGCAAAACAGGAUCGUGGAGAAUGUGGGGCUCGGGUGAGAUGGGAAUAUGGCAUCAACACUUGGCGAUCACAGGCCCUGCAAAAGCUGCGACAGAUGCUGCAUGGUCUCCUGAUGGUACCUAUUUGCUAGUUACGUCUUUGGAUCAAACUACUCGGUUACUAUCAAAAUAUAGGAGAACAGACGACCGUGAUGAAAAAGCUGGAUCGUGGUUUGAAUUCGCGAGGCCCCAGAUUCAUGGCUACGAUAUGAUGUGUGUCGAACCCCUUUCAAAAACUAGAUUCAUCAGCGGUGGAGAUGAGAAAAUAUUGAGAUCUUUCGACGAGCCUAAAGGAGUUGCACAAAUUCUAGAAAAGUUUGCCGGCAUACACAUCGAGCAUCCAGAUGUCAUGCCUGACUCUGCGGCUCUGCCUGCCCUCGGUUUGUCAAGUAAGGCGGUCGCAGAUACAGAAGACGAGGAAGAGGAGGAUCCCGAUGCCAGAGAAACCAACGAAACCAAAAACAUCUCUUUUGACGUUGUCUCGUCUUUGACCACUCCACCCAUUGAAGAUCAACUUCAAAGGCAUACUCUUUGGCCUGAAAUUGAAAAGCUUUAUGGUCACGGGUACGAAAUAUCCUGCCUUGAUAUAAGUGCAGACUCUAAUGUUGUUGCUUCUGCCUGUAAAUCGAACAACACGCAACACGCUGUCAUUCGCUUUUUUGAUACACGUACUUGGCUGCAGCUAAAGCCUGCCGAACAACUUCACGCUUUAACUAUAACAAGGCUAAAGUUUUCCAAUGACAACACCUCGCUGUUGAGUGUCAGCCGCGACAGACAAUGGGCAAUUUGGAGAAGAGAUUUGACAUCGAACGAAUUUCAUCUGGCAUACAAAAAUGAGAGGGCUCAUACUAGAAUUAUCUGGGACGGUGAUUGGGCGCCUCUCGAAUACGGUCAGCUCUUCGUCACCGCGUCAAGAGAUAAGAGCGUCAAAGCUUGGAGGUUUUCCUCCAGUGUAAGUGAUUACGUUGAAGAUGGACUUUUCAAGCUCGGUGAGCCCGUAACAGCUCUAUCGAUUUACCCAGAGCUUUUUAACGGCAAAAUUUUACUAGCUUUAGGACUAGAAAGCGGGGCGAUCGAGAUUUUCAUCUACGGGGAGCAGUUCUGCAGAAUUACAAGGCUGGACGAUAAAAUCACUCCAGCGGAUAGAAUAAACAGACUAAGAUGGUCUCCUGUGCACGAUGGGUGCAAACUUAACCUAGCAUCGGUAAGUGCUGAUCAUUCGGCUCGUAUAUAUUCUAUAGACCUAAGUUUCGUGGAGGAGCUGUCUAGAUAA